UGUGAGUGCAGUGAGUUUAUCCUCGUCCACGCGGAAUGCGGCCUCCUCGGGGUGGACGGAAUCCUCUUUAGUCGCGUCCAGCGCCGGAAAAGGGCAGCAGAGGCACGAACGUAUUGCCAGCGUUCCACUUCCCUCCAGCUCUCACAGUGCCUCUGCUAACAGCAACAUGUCGACAGGGACUUUUGUGGACCGGAUAGAUCCCUUUGCCAAGAGAUCUGUCAAGAAGAAGACCAAAAAGUCACAGGGCUCGUCUCGCUAUCGUAAUUCUCAGGAUGUGGAACUUCAACAGUUAGCACAGCUUAAAGAUGUCACACCAUCAGAACAAGAGGCAUUGUUCGUCCGAAAACUUCGACAAUGUUGUGUGACCUUCGAUUUUAUGGAUGCAACAGCAGAUCUUAGGGGUAAAGAAAUUAAACGUAGUACACUCAAUGAAUUGGUUGAAUAUAUCACAGCUGGUCGGGGAGUUCUCACUGAGCCUGCCUAUCCAGAAAUCAUUAAGAUGAUUUCUGCAAAUCUGUUUCGCACAUUGCCGCCUAGUGAAAAUCCAGAUUUUGAUCCAGAGGAAGAUGAUCCAACAAUGGAGGCAAGCUGGCCCCACCUUCAGCUGGUUUAUGAAUUCUUUCUACGCUUUCUUGAAUCUUCAGAUUUCCAACCAACAGUUGGCAAAAGAGUAAUUGACCAAAAAUUUGUUCUACAGAUAUUAGAAUUGUUUGAUUCUGAGGAUCCUAGGGAAAGGGAUUUGCUAAAAACUGUCUUGCAUCGUAUUUAUGGGAAGUUCCUUGGCCUUAGAUCCUUCAUACGCAAACAAAUCAACAACAUUUUUUUGAGGUUUGUGUAUGAAACGGAGCAUUUCAAUGGAGUUGGUGAACUCCUCGAAAUUCUGGGUAGCAUUAUCAAUGGAUUUGCUCUUCCUCUAAAAGUUGAGCACAAGCAAUUCUUGAUUAAGGUGCUGAUACCAUUACAUAAAGUGAAGUGCUUACCAUUAUAUCAUGCACAAUUAGCGUACUGUGUGGUGCAGUUUCUUGAAAAAGAUGCAACUCUAACAGAACCAGUUAUACGAGGCCUCCUUAAAUUCUGGCCUAAAACGUGUAGCCAUAAGGAGGUACUGAUUCUUGGUGAAAUUGAAGAAAUCCUGGACGUGAUAGAACCUAGCCAAUUUGUUAAAAUACAAGAACCUUUAUUCAAGCAAAUUGCACGUUGUGUAUCUUCACCACAUUUUCAGGUGGCUGAAAGAGCACUGUACUUUUGGAAUAAUGAAUAUAUAAUGUCUCUAAUGGAAGAAAACAAUCAUGUAAUAAUGGGAAUUAUGUUCCCAGCAUUGUAUAGAAUUAGCAAGGAACACUGGAAUCCCACGAUUGUAGCCCUUGUUUAUAAUGUUCUUAAAACAUUUAUGGAAAUGAAUAGCAGGCUCUUUGAUGAACUUACUGCCAGCUAUAAGUCUGAAAGGCAAAAAGAAAGGAAGAGAGAAAAGGAAAGGGAUGAACUGUGGAAGAAACUGAACGAAUUGGAGGUAGAACGGCGUAAUGCUCUUACGGCUACCUCCAGUUCCUCCAACACUCCAGUUCCUGCAACUACAGCACCUGUGACACAAGCUCGCCCCUGAGCUGGUGGAAAUACGCUGCCCGAUUAUUAGUCCUUAGUUUACGUCGAUUGUCCAUGUAUUACAUGCAAAAAUUACUGUUGUUAGCAAAGCAAAGUGUCUCACGAUGGCAUUCUUGGCGUGAUGUAAUUCCUUUUACUAGUUACGCCUGAACGGCGAAGCGAAGAAGAAAGCAAAGAAAAAAACGAAGGAAGCAGUAAUCAGAAUAUUAUUCUUGAUGAUGAUUGAUGAGUUCUAAUAUUUUAUUGUGUACAUUAAUUUCCACUUUUCUUUUUUCUGUUUUCUUUGACAGCAAUGAUUUAAGUUGUAUAAUGUACUCAGUGUCAGCACAUAAUAUGAGGAUGUUAGUCCCUUCUUAACUAAGGUUUAGCUGUGCUCGGUAGGAGGAGAUGAUCAAGGUGUACAUUCGAAUAGAUGAAGUAUAUAUCGUUAUAAUAUUGAUUUUUGCAUGUGACAUUCGCUUCGGUUACUAAACGGCUAAUGUCCUCUCAUGACUGACCCACCUUACUCUGAUUCUCGCCUCCAACGGAGCCGGC
Messenger RNA from Dufourea novaeangliae, 2136 nucleotides. It is a transcript of the gene wdb, whose product is annotated as serine/threonine-protein phosphatase 2A 56 kDa regulatory subunit epsilon isoform. Lineage: Eukaryota; Metazoa; Arthropoda; Insecta; Hymenoptera; Halictidae. Gene Ontology annotation, cellular component: nucleus; protein phosphatase type 2A complex; cytosol. Gene Ontology annotation, molecular function: protein phosphatase activator activity. The coding region runs from base 167 to 1603 and encodes 478 amino acids. The record is from RefSeq and is a predicted model, not a curated record. Gene Ontology annotation, biological process: protein dephosphorylation; signal transduction. The transcript is spliced from 9 exons.